Molecule: messenger RNA, 1707 nt
Organism: Pochonia chlamydosporia 170
Lineage: Eukaryota; Fungi; Ascomycota; Sordariomycetes; Hypocreales; Clavicipitaceae
Product: origin recognition complex subunit 2
Exons: 2
Coding region: 1-1707 (568 amino acids)
Biological process (GO): DNA replication
Cellular component (GO): nucleus; nuclear origin of replication recognition complex
Molecular function (GO): DNA replication origin binding
Source: RefSeq, a predicted model, not a curated record
AUGCCGAGCACAGCUUAUGUCACUGAGGAUUCUCCUCAAGCGACCGAAAGACGUUCAAUGCGGAAGCGAUCCGUUGAGGCAAUGGACCUUGUGGCCACUCCAACGAAACGACGUCGGGGCUCCACGCAGGAAGUCAUCAACGUCGAGUCAUCAGCUACAGAAGGCAGCGAAACAGAAGGCCACGAGGAUCAUAUGCGUUACGGCCCUGCAAAAGUCCCGAUAUCGUCAGCAGAUGUGGUUGGGACGCCGAAAUCUACACCGAAACGAAGAGGCCGCCCUCCAAAAUCACAGUCUCAAGCUAGUACUCCAGCAAAGACCCCUGCCAAGUCAAUAUUUGCAACGCCAGUGAAGACCUAUGAUAUCGACUCUACAACACCGAAAAGACAGGCAGCAGAUCGUUCAGCUCGAAAAAAGAGUGCCAGAGCCCUUAUAGAGAAUGUAGUUGGUAACGGUGGUAGUGAUGACGAAGAAGAAGACAAUGAUGUCCUCGUGCGGGAGAUUUACGAAGACAGCGACGCCGAGGAUAUUGACGAGCAUGCAAAUAAUCUAGCCGACGGCAUAAAUGGCGAUAUCGCAGGAGAUGCUACACCUUCAAAAACUCGCAAAGGCAGACCAAAGAGAGCAAAGUCUCCAACACCACCACGGGACUUGCCUGCCCAUGAACUUUACUUUGCACACAAUAAACCUGGACGGCCAAAGACGUCGGACAAUACACUGUCUUCACUCGCACUACUCACUCACGACGAAUACUUUACGAUUCUCCACGAGCACAAGGACCGCCAUGCCGACGACAUUGCGUAUUUGGAAAAUCUCCAUGCCGAAUCCUUCCCGCAGUGGUCGUUUGAGUUGUCGCAAGGGUACAGCAUAUGUCUUUACGGGCUUGGCUCCAAAAGAUCUCUGCUGCAAAAGUACGCCAAAUACUUGCACGCCAACCACCGCGGAAAAGCUGUUCGACAAACUGUCAUUGUCAACGGCUACGCACAAACAACCACCAUGCGAGAUGUCCUAGUAUGCAUAGGCUCAGCCAUCAACCCUUCACCAAAGAUACCGACAUCUACGCCAACAGUCAUGCUCCAAAGCAUAUCAUCCCAGCUCUAUAAUACCGACCUCAUUCUCACCAUUAUAAUAAACUCUAUUGACGCAGCUCCCCUCCGCAAACCAGGUACACAGGCCAUCCUGGCUCAACUCGCCGCCCAUCCGCAGGUCAACCUCGUCUGUUCUGCAGAUACACCGGACUUUUCUCUGCUCUGGGAUAUUGGCGUCCGUUCGGCAUUCAACUUGAUCUUUCACGACUGUACCACCUUUGCGCCCUUGACAGUCGAACUAGACGUUAUUGACGAAGUUCACGAACUCUUGGGCCGUACGGCCCGUCGCGUCAACGGCAGAGAAGGUGUUGCCUUUGUAUUGAAGAGUUUGCCUGAAAACGCAAAGAAUCUGUUUCAGUUACUCGUUGGCGAGGUCCUUAUUGCCAUGGAGGAAGAAGGGAAUGUGCUCGAAGACGCAGCCGGCGUGGAAUAUAGAAUGGUGUAUAAUAAGGCUGUGGAGGAAUUUAUUUGCAGUUCGGAAAUGGCAUUUCGAACACUACUUAAAGAGUUCCAUGACCAUCAAAUGAUUACCAGUCGCAAGGACGCUCUGGGGACGGAAUUACUCAGUGUACCAUUUCAGAAGGAGGAGUUGGAAGCAAUAUUAGAAGACUUGAUGUCAUGA